Nematostella vectensis (starlet sea anemone) is the source of this 1787-nucleotide messenger RNA. RefSeq names its product mucin-22. The record is from RefSeq and is a predicted model, not a curated record. The transcript has 4 exons. Lineage: Eukaryota; Metazoa; Cnidaria; Anthozoa; Actiniaria; Edwardsiidae. The coding region runs from base 215 to 1432 and encodes 405 amino acids.
AUGCAAACUCUUAUUCGAUACUCGAUGAUUCGAAAGGUGCACAGAAAAGUUCCAAAGUUCCUCUGUUGACACUGCGGCUUUACACCGAAAAAUUGAACGAAUUCCCGGGUGUCUAAAGGCACAACUGAGGGCUCAAUUACUUCGUUUCUUAUCACCGACUUGUUGGCUUGUGGUUUCAAGACUCGCCAGUUUAUGAUAACCGAGUAAGCACGAAAUGGACAGGCUAACAAUUACAAUUGCCGUUUGCGUAACAUUUAGUGCCGUGCUAAAUUUACCGAGCUUCUCUUCACCAAUUCAAGGACAUGUUAUGUUAAGGAGGGAUUCUGUUUUGGAGAACAAUUCAACGCAAAAUUCUACAGUAAAUAACUCUUCAAUUUCGUGUAAUGGAACGAAGGAAGAAUGCAACGAAACAGCCAACUCGACAACAUUCCUCACGUCAAAUGCCUCCCACGUAAAUUUGACAAAAUUGUGUGCGGGUAAUUCUUCGGGAGUUCUUAUAUUGUGCAACGGAACAUUAUUGAAUCUGACGCAGAGAUGUGAGAAUGGUAGCUUGUUAAAUGAGACGAUUGUUUGUGUGGGGAACAUUAGCGCAAACGACACAGGUGCAUCGAAUAUCACAGAUGAUAUUGUUGCACAAAAUGCGACUAAUACAAGCCCAAAUGCCACAACAAAUGCUACUGUGAAUUCUACGCUCUCGCCAUCACACAGUCUGUCACAAUCUGCAAGCCUAGGUACACCGAGUUUGGUGCAGAAUCCUGAUAACACUGUAAGCUCAGUGUUGGCUAUCAGCCCUGCGCAAAGUGCAAGUAGUGUCAUACAAGCUUCCAGCAGUACCUCUGCUGUUGUGGCAUCGAGUUCAGCAGUUAUCAUGACAAAUGCGCCAAAGAUAACGACAACAGAACAGCUAGCAACCACUACAGCGGCUGAGACAACACCUACAACAACCACAUCUGCGUCAACAACUACAGCAACAACCACUAAGGCAACAACUACAUCUGUGUCGACAACUACAGCGACAACUAAAGAAGAGGAAAGCACCACAACAGCAGAAACAACAACAGUGACAGCCACAAAGCCUUUGUCCUCCGAAGAAACGUCUACCAUGCUACCUACGACAGCACCUACCCCUAAGCCAGACACAGAGGUAAAAACAGAGGCAAAGGUUACAGAACAAAGCAGUGAGGCUGGCGCAACAAUGCCAAGUCCAAACAAUGCUAACGAAAAGAAUGUAAAGUUCUUCUACGUGAACGUGCUUAUCCCUGUUAGUAUCGGUGUGAUAGGGGCUCUCCUUAUCGCCUUCUUUGUGUUGCUCUACAAGACUUGCAGAAGAAGAAAACUAAAGAAAGUCAGAUACUUUGGAAAGGCUAAAGACAAACAGUCUAUGUAUAUGGACCGUAUGAAUCUUUUAUCAAACUCAAGCGAUGAAGAGUGAACAUAGUAAGGGGACAGAAAAGAUAACCCUGAGCUUUAGGCUACAUCAUAUCACAUGAAACAUUAAUUCAUAUGGACUAUUGGAGGUCUAUGGUUAACAUGAUCAGGGUUUGAUCCAUAGAGGCCUUGUAGGGGUUUUGGAUAUGAUCAAAUUGGAUUUGAUGGACAGCAACACUGUGCAUGGUCAAAAGGGAUGCUAUGUUUAUUGAAUGGGAGGAUACGACUUGAUUUUUACAAGCAAGGAAGAUGGUUUAAAGACAUUUGGAUUCUAUAGAAAUAUAGAUUACAUUUUUGCUACUGAAGCAAUAUUUUUAUUUGCCUAGUAACUCUUUGUAGAAACAAUAUUUUAGUAUUAA